This is a messenger RNA of Chanos chanos (milkfish), 999 nucleotides long. RefSeq names its product olfactory receptor 52K1-like. NCBI's taxonomy places the organism in Eukaryota, Metazoa, Chordata, Actinopteri, Gonorynchiformes, Chanidae. The transcript has a single exon. The coding region runs from base 1 to 999 and encodes 332 amino acids. Gene Ontology annotation, biological process: G protein-coupled receptor signaling pathway. The record is from RefSeq and is a predicted model, not a curated record. Gene Ontology annotation, cellular component: plasma membrane. Gene Ontology annotation, molecular function: G protein-coupled receptor activity; olfactory receptor activity.
AUGGGUAUUUCUACAAUAACACACAGGAAUGCUUUGAAAAUAGAUGGUGCAGAUAUUGAUGAUAAUCAGAAUAACACCUCCCACAUAGUUUUCAUAUUAAAUGGAUUCUAUAGCUUGGGUGAAUGGAGGCCUCUUCUCUCUGUUCCUUUUCUGCUCAUGUUUCUGAUGUCUCUUCUUUCCAACUCUAUUCUUUUGUACCUGAUCAUAUCAAAAAGAACUUUACAUUCUCCAAUGAUUAUUUUAAUAGGACUAAUGGCUGUGGUGGAUUUGUGUCUACCAAUAGUUAUUGUCCCCAAAAUGCUGCUUGGUUUUUUAUUCAACUGGGACGGCAUCUCCCUCGCAGGCUGUUUGGCACAGAUGUUUUGUAUUCAUUUUGUUGGAUCUUUUCAGUCAACUUUACUUGUAUGGAUGGCACUAGAUCGCUAUUUCGCCAUAUGUAGGCCACUCUAUUACCAUAAAUAUAUGGAUAUAUCUAACUUUCUGAAAUUUGUCAUUAUUCCUGUAAUCAGAAAUGCACUCUUGAUUAUAACAAUGGUUUGCCGUGCUGGAGCACUGACUUUCUGUAGGAAGAACGUGAUGGAUCAUUGUUUUUGUGAGCACAUGGCAUUGGUUCAGUUGGCAUGUGGAGACAUCUCAGUGAACAAUCUUAUUGGACUUGUGAGUGCUUUUCUUAUUCCAACAGCUGAUGUUAUUUUCGCAGCUGUAUCAUAUAUCUUCAUAUUUGCUUCUGUAUUCAAGACAGGGAGAUCUAAUUUUAAGGCUGUCAACACCUGUAUCACACACAUAAUUGUAAUGACAGUUGCCUUAAUUUUUGCUCUAAUAGCUUUUAUGUCAUAUCGGAUAAAGAAUAACUUUUCAUCUAAUAGCCGUCACUUUGUGAGCACAAUGUAUUUACUGUUUCCAAGUUUUGUCAACCCAGUGAUUUAUGGAGUAAGAACAAAAGAAAUCCGACAACAGUUACUGAUGUUUAUGUGUGUGAAAACCUCUCCUGUCUCUUGA